GUUUUGUUUUUACGACUUUUGGUCUCGUUUUACUCCCGUGUUGUUGUUGCUGCUUUUCUGCUAUCCAAGCAACAGUAACUUCGCCUCCUCUCUCUGGACUUGAACUCGAACUCUUUGGACGUUUUUAAAUUAUUCGACGGACGGUCUGAGGCGCUGUUUUAUGAUUAAAUAAAAAUGUUUCCAUCGUCGGUUUCGUGUUUCCGCGCAGACUCUUGAACGGGCGCAACCGCUUUUUUUUCCGCUUCAAAACUUGGGACCUUCUCUGGUUUAGACCUUCCCCUUGACGUCGUUACUUACUUAUCACAUGUUCCCACCUCGACGCAAGAGUACGGACGGAAAGAAACGCUUAAAACACGACAUUUCCCCAUAGUUUGCACUUUUUACGUUGGCGACGUAACAGGAUACUUGUCGAAGUAAACAUUGCGGUCGGUGACCAUAAAAAUACUUGAAAAUGCUGCUCAUCCUGCUCGGAGUGCUGAUUUUGCACCUGAUCAUCCUCAUCCUUCUCAUCGUGUCCACGGCAGCGAGUGCCUGGACCGUCGGUGGCAAUGUCAGCAAGGACCUGUGGUACAACUGCCUGGCCAAUGAUGUCAUCUACCAGUGCACUCCAGCCAGCGAUGAAGACUGGAUCCAGGCGGUGCAGGCCCUGAUGAUCCUGGCCGUGCUCUUCUGCUUCUUCUCGCUGGUGGCCUUCGUCUUCCAGCUGUUCAAACUGGUGAAGGGCGGUCGCUUCUUCUUCACCGCCAUCUUCCAGAUCUUGGCCAGUCUGUUUGUGAUGUGCGGCGCCAUCAUCUACACGGUGAUGCGGACGGACGAUUUGCCCGGGGCGCAGUUCGGCUACGCCUACGUGCUGGCCUGGGUGGCGUUCCCGCUCUGCCUCAUCAGCGGCCUCAUUUACAUCGUGCUGCGGAAGAAGGAGUGAGGGGGGGGGCAGAGCGCGGCGGAAGAACACGGCGCGGGAGGACAAAGAGCGCCAGGAGGGAGAGGGGGCGUCGCACUGUGCCUACUGCCCACAGACCAACACCAAACGGACUGACAUCACGACGAGAGCGCACGCGUCGCCCAAUUGCGUGUCGCGUUCCAAAGUACAAGAGAUGUACAUAGCGUCUGUGGUUUUUAGACAUAUUUAUAGCAUUUUUACAUUUACGUCUUGUACAUAGUGUUGUUAACAUUGUCUCCUCGUUGUUAAGAAGAGUGUGUGUCUCUCACAUGUCAUGCAGCUGUGCCAAAGAAGUGUCGCUUUGUUCGCCAGAUAUUACGCUCCCUGUUUUGUUGUCCAUUUUUUUCCUUCUAUGCUUUGAAUAAUGUGCCUUAGCUUUUAAAAAAUAUGUUCUUCCCAUAGCAAUUUUUCAAAAAAAUAUUCUGUUACUUGAUUCUCAAAAUGAAGACGUUGCAUUUUGAUAAAAUGCUGCCUUUUAUUAGAAUUUUUUUUUAACUAUUCAUGAAAUGUAUAACCUCUUCCAUGUCUGUGUAUCUACUCAGCAAGCGUGUCAUUCCUGUGAUUCCUUCGUUUCAAGUAUUGUCAGUAUUCUUCUAAAUAAACCUUCACUUGAUUCAAAACAA
Messenger RNA from Hippocampus zosterae (dwarf seahorse), 1563 nucleotides. RefSeq names its product peripheral myelin protein 22-like. The coding region runs from base 452 to 922 and encodes 156 amino acids. Gene Ontology annotation, cellular component: plasma membrane. Lineage: Eukaryota; Metazoa; Chordata; Actinopteri; Syngnathiformes; Syngnathidae. The transcript has 5 exons. The record is from RefSeq and is a predicted model, not a curated record.